Adelges cooleyi (spruce gall adelgid) is the source of this 801-nucleotide messenger RNA. RefSeq lists its product as uncharacterized. The record is from RefSeq and is a predicted model, not a curated record. Gene Ontology annotation, molecular function: calcium ion binding. The coding region runs from base 1 to 801 and encodes 266 amino acids. The transcript is spliced from 2 exons. Gene Ontology annotation, biological process: negative regulation of protein sumoylation. Lineage: Eukaryota; Metazoa; Arthropoda; Insecta; Hemiptera; Adelgidae.
AUGGAGAAGAUUUUGUGGGCCGGCGGCGCCGUUCUAACGGUGACUGGCGGCGGUUACCUGCUCUAUAAGGCCAAAAAGAAAUGGUGGGACGCGGCACCGGUAGAACCCGCACCGGUAGAACUUGCACCGGCUGAAUCCGCACCGGUAGAACCCGCAUCGGUAGAACUUGCACCGGUAGAACUUACACCGGUAGAACUUGCACCGGUUGAACUUGCACCGGCUGAACUUGCACCGGUAGAACUUCCACCGGUAGAACUUGCACCGGCUGAAUCCGCACCGGUAGAACUUGCACCGGUAGAACUUACACCGGUAGAACUUGCACCGGUUGAACUUGCACCGGCUGAACUUGCACCGGUAGAACUUCCACCGGUAGAACUUGCACCGGCUGAACCCGCACCGGUAGAACUUCCACCGGCUGAACCCGCACCGGUAGAACUUGCACGGGCUGAAUCCGCACCGGUAGAACCCGCAUCGGUAGAACUUGAACCUGUAGAACCCGCACCGGUAGAACUUGCACCGGUAGUACCUGCGUGUUACUACCACGACAGAUACGGGUCGGCGGCGCACAGAUGUCGUCCUCCGUGCGGCUACAGGCCAACUGAGGCAGGACAGCCGGAGCCACCGUGUGUGUACCACAGGCGACACGGCGCGGAUGCAGUAAACUGCAUACUGCCGUGUGGAUUUGCAGGAGUGCAGGAGUACGGCAUAGGGGAGCCCGUACCAUACUGCAUAUACCAUCGGCGGUUCGGUCCGGAGGCGGUGAACUGCCGAGCCCCGUGUGGCUUUAGGGCCAUACACUGA